GAACGAAGCACCGCCUCUCGCUGGAGCGGUUUUUUUUUGGCUUCAUUUUCUUUUUUUUUUAAAGCGGCUCCUCUCCCUCCCUCCCGAAGGAGGCGGGGUCACGUGAUGUUUUCGCCGUGGUGCCGCCGCGGCUGCUUGCCUGUGUGGUGAGCGAGCGAGUGAGGCAGAGCGGGGCGAGUGGACGGGGAGCCCUGCGCGCUCCGAACGGCUGGCAGUGAGUGAGCGGGUGGGCGCACGCCCCGCCGGUGGGCCGGCUUCGCGCCUCCCCCUGCGGGGAACGGCCGGCGUGGACGCAGACUGGGGCCACCCAUGUCCAGCCGGGCCCGGGAGACCCUUCGCCUCUGAGGAGGGCGGCUCUUCCACCCCCCUCGCGCUCCCGCCCUCCCCCCCCCCCCGCUGCACAAGCGCGGCGCCGCCUGGCUCGGCGGUCCGGACCCUGCCCUGGCCCCUUAAAAUGGCGAGCGGGAUGCUCGGCGGAGAAGGCGGCUGCACCGUGCUGGAGGCGAGAGACCGGGCUGCGGGCAUUGCCGCUGGAGCACCAGGCGGCGGAGGCGGCUACAGCCACAACCAGCGAGCCAGCGCGUCCAGGCUUGCCGCUACUGCUGCUACUACUGCUGCUGCUACCGAAGAGGACCAGGAGCUGAUGGAAGGCGCCCCUUGCCCGCCGCCCGCGCAGCCCCCGCACCAUCUGAUGCUGCUUCUGAGGAGAUCCCCCAGCAGCUCCCUCUGCCUCGUCCAGGAGGAGGACGCCUCGGCGACCGGGGGCAACGCCGGCGCGGGGCGAGGGGGCGCCGUGGCUUCAUCGCGAGCCGGCCCCUCGGCGCCCUCAAGCCGGGCAGCUGCCCCACCGGCGGCGUCCGCUGUCGCCUUCGGGGACGACGUGAGGAAAUGCGGCUACCUAAGGAAGCAGAAGCAUGGCCACAAGAGGUACUUCGUGCUGCGGGUGGAGAGCCACCUGGCCCCGGCCAGGCUAGAGUACUACGACAGCGAGAAGAAGUUCAAGAGCAGCAUGAGGGCGGCGGCGGCAGCGGCGGCGGUUGGUGGGAGCGCAGCCCUCUGCUGCCCACCCCCGAAGCGGGUGAUUCCUCUGUACCAGUGCUUCACGGUUAGCCGGAGGGCAGAUGCCAAGCACAAGCACAUCAUCGCCCUGUACACCAAGGAUGAGUACUUUGCAAUGGUUGCCGAAAACGAGCCUGAGCAGGAGAGCUGGUACCAGGCAAUCAGUGAGCUCAUGAGCCAAAGCAAGAGGGGCUUCUUGGAGCAGGAAGACCAGGCUGAUCCGCAGCUGGAUGACGACGACGAGCAUUACGGGACUGCUCUUCGGCCAGGGACCGUCUUCAAAGAAGUUUGGCAAGUAAAUGUGAAACCCAAGGGACUGGGGCAGACAAAAAAUUUGACUGGGGUGUACAGGUUGUGUCUUUCCACCAAGGCCAUCCACCUUGUUAAGCUGAAUAGUGAGGUGCCCUCUGUCCACUUACAGUUAAUGAACAUUCGGCGGUGUGGACAUUCAGAAAAUUUCUUUUUCAUUGAGGUUGGCAGAUCUGCCUCCAUUGGGCCAGGUGAGCUUUGGAUGCAAGUGGAUGAUUCAGUGGUGGCCCAGAAUAUGCAUGAAACCUUCCUAGAAACCAUGAAAGCUUUGAAAGCCUUCUCUGAGUUUAGACCUCGCAGUAAGAGCCAGUCUUCCGGUGGUGGUAGCAGCACCAACCCCAUUUCCUUCAUCAGUACUAGGAGGCACCUGGGUAACCUGCCACCUAGCCAAACUGGCUUACAAAGAAGAUCCAGAACUGAAAGUGUUACUGGGGGGACCCCUCCAACCACCAAGAGUAGUAGCUCUUACCGUUUCAGAACUUCCAGUGAAGGGGAGGGGACAAUGACCAGACCAUUUAGGUCAGUUACUGGAAGUUUGAUUCAUCUGAAUACUGCAAGGAUGAAUUUGGGGCGUCAAGAAGGAAGUGGACGAUAUGUUAGAGCAGCAUUUAGUGCAUCUUAUCACACCAGGUCUGCAUCUCUGCCAGUGUCUCAUUUCCCUUCCACUACUAGCCCCAUCAGUGUUUCUUCAAGUAGUGGCCAUGGAUCAGCUUCCGAUACCUUCAUCAGGCCUUCCAGUUCAUCCGUCUGUGGGUCCCCAAGUGAUGGAGGUUUCAUUUCUUCCGAUGAAUAUGGUUCCAGCCCUGGCGACUUCAGGUACUUCCGUGUGAGGAGUAAUACCCCAGAUUCCUUGGGCAAUACGCCUCCAAUCAGAGAAGAAAAUUGUUUAAAUGAAUAUAUGUCUAUGAGCAAGCAGCAAAUGGAUAAUAAUAGUUCAAGAGAUGAUUACCGGGAGGCUGAAAAAUGCUUCAGAAAAAGAACUUACUCUCUAACUAAGCCUGCUUCUAUACCAGCACAGCAGAAAACAACCCAAACAGCAACUUCAUUAGAUGAAGUUUCUUCAGGAAGCCAUGGACGCCUGCCUUUUUCUGAAUCGCCAAAAUUCAAAAAUAACCCUGAACCAGUGUAUGGGGAAUCUGCCCUUGAUUCUGUAUGCAAUCAAAGCAGGAAUAAAGCCAGAGAUGAUGGAUACAUGCCAAUGAUGCCAGGAGUUGCAUCUUCUUUUGCAAGCAACAGUGAUUAUCUGCCAAUGACUCCUAAAAGUGUGUCUGUUCCAAAGCAGAUAAACAGUUCCUGGCCAUCAUCACAGGCUGAUUCCAAAGGAUAUAUGAUGAUGUUUCCUAGGGCUAUCUCUUCACCUGUACGUAGUCCUUUAACUGGCUUUAAUAAAAGUGGCAAUGAGAAGUUGGCGAACAAUGAGUAUAUGGAUAUGUCACCUGGAAACUCAGCUGCUCCAAAGCAACCUAGUGAUUCAAAUUAUAUGCAUACCAACACCAGUUCCAAAAACUUUAGCUCAUAUUUCUCUCUCCCACGAAGCUUUAAGACUCAGUCAGGAGAAAAUGGUGAGCAUGAUGAAUACGUUCCAAUGUCAUCACCAGGAAAAUUAUUGUAUAGUGGAGCUGAAAAUGACAACAAUAUCAGUAAUGAUGUUCUGGCUAAUGGCCAUUCCAAAUCAUCUAUGCUGAAAGCUUCAGAUGAAGGACUUGAACAGAACAAAAUUACCAGGCCUACAAGACUUCCAUUAGGCACUAGAGGUAGUAACACUAUACCAAGAAUGUAUGGUCGUACAAUUCCACUUGAGCCAUCUAGUCCUGGUGAAUAUAUAAAUAUCGACUUCGGUGAAAAGGCAAGUAAUACACCUUAUUCUUUAUCUGCAGAAGGAUCGCCAUCAUCUCUUGGCUCCAGUAGUGACCAUAGGCAGUCACCACUUUCUGACUACAUGAGUGUUGAUCUUGAUGUUCAGUCACCAAAGGUUGCUAAAGAACUAUCCAACUCCUUGACAGAUAUUUCAAUUUAUGCAAGUUCUAGUAUUCCCAGAAAUCCACCUGAUUCAGAUUAUGCUAGGCUCUCAUUUGGUACUGCUUGUGUUAGCAAAGGAAAUGGUAGGAUUGAUGACUAUACAGAAAUGACCUUCAACAUGGCAGCAAUGCCACCUGGACCAUUUACCACCGAGAGCAAAAAUGGCUUAAAGAUUGAUAGUCCUCCUUCCAUUGUUAAUAGACUGUGCAUUGUUGACCAAUAUGCUGGUAGCAGUGAGUUCUCUGUUCCUAGUCCUGAUCCGCCAGUAGUACCUAAAGUUAUUCGUGCUGAUCCACAGGGAAGGAGAAGGCAUAGCUCUGAAACAUUUUCUUCCACUGGCACUGUUACCACUUCCUCUUCUUUCUUUACUGAUAGUAGCAAAAGGCACAGCUCUGCCUCUUUUGACAAUGUGUGGUUGAAACCUGAAGAACACAUUUCAGAUGGCCAUGAAAGCAAGAUGUCCAGAGAUACUUCAACUGGAUUUCAGAAUGGCUUGAACUAUAUAGCUCUAAAUUUACAAGAUAAUUCUCUAAACUGUGAGGAGAGCCCUAGUUCACCAAACUGCCACCUCCCAAAUGGUACUUUGAAUCUGGAAAGUGGAGUGUAUGUGAGCAUAGACUUCAGCAGAUCAGAUGGUUUGAAGUGCAACUCUGCAAGAAAAGGUUUGUAUUUUUUUUUAAUCACUCACACAAAUUAAUGCAUGUAUAAUUUCAAUAUAUUAUUGUAAAUCACUAUUUUCUUCUUUAAAUUUGCCCCUUUUCCUAUUUAGUGCAGUAUUUUCACUGGCAGCAUCACAUAAGGAGUGUUCUGCAUGCACAAUUCAGGCCCAAGUGUUUCCUAUCUUUUAAUUUGAAAACAUGUAUUGACUGCUUUUUUUGUUGAAUUGUCAUUAUGAGUAUGGGGUAGUAAAAUAAUCGCAGAAUAUAUGAGAAGCAGUAAAUUGUUCUCAUGCUUGUCUUCAUUACCAACUUUGGGGUCACUGCCACACUCCUUUUUCAACAUUCUAAUAAAAUAUAGACAUCAGUUCAUCUAAAUAACAAUGAUUUACUUGGAAUCUGACUACUUUAGAUUUUAUGAAUGGAUUGGAAUUUAUCCCCUGGUGCAUGGUUGUGGGUACCUUUCAAGGGAGGAAUCUGCUUUCUGAGGUUCUGCGGAACAAACCUGCUACUUCCAGCCACAAUUCCCCUUGCUCCCUCUACAAUGAAGUCCAACUUAAAGCCACAUCAAGACUGCAGUUUACCUUGAGAUGUGCAGAAUAAAGUGAUAUAUUUUAUUCAUGUAUAGCAGUCUUAUGUAAUUUUUUAAAAGUCACUGUUUUCAUAACUGCAUUAUACAUAUAAUCUGAUUUUUAACAAGGGGUUAACAGUUGUUUCCCUUGCAAAGCUUUCUGGGAAAUGUAGUUUUGUGAAGAGGUUGCAGGUUUCAGAGCAUUACGAAAAUCUCUUCCUCGUUCCAAAGAGAGAGGUGUGUGUAUGUGUAUUUGAGGUGUAGGUAAUUCUGACAGUUAAACUGGCAUGCAUUUCUAAUGUAGAUGCUAAUUUGGAAGGCAUACAGCACCAUUCUCUCCAUACUGUAUUUUACAGAAAAGUAAAUGGAGUUCAGUGGGCUUGCUUCCUAGUAUGCAUACAUAAAAUUGCAGCUUUAACAAUGGUUUUCUCAUUUGUCCUGUGAGUUCAGUGACAAUUUUUUAAGAAGGCUUGAUUUAGUUGUGCAUCACAGACACUUCUGCUGUGAUACCCUGGUAAUAGCUCCUUAGAAUGUAGCGAUGCAGAAUGGAAGACAUGAGAAGGCUUUUAGUACAGUAGUAAGCAUUCUAGAUUACUUCAGCUAGAAUCUUACAGCUGCAAUAGUGUUAUAGUGCCUUGAUCAAACCCUUUCUUUUAAAACCUAAUAACAUGUCUGCAGACUUGGUCUUAGUUUAUAGUUUGUUUGUUUUUUAGCUUUUUCUGGAGGAAAAAGUGGAAGUCAGUUGUGUUUCACUAUAAAUCUUAAUCUAAAUACUGUUUUAAUGGAGAGUGGCUAUUCAGUCAUUGUAGCUAAUUAUUUGUGCAAAUAGUACUUUUAAAAUCCAAUAUAACACAGUUGAGUACUGUAAUAGGUAUCCUGCUUUUGUUACUUAGAAAAUUAUACCUGUAUCGCUUGAUACAAAGACAUGCAAAGAAUGUACUGGACUCUGAUAAACUGUCUGAAAUGCUGAAUCAGGGCUUCUAGGUACCCCUUAACUCAAUCUGAAUAUAUUCAGAGGCUUUAAGAGAUUGCAUGAGUUUAGAUUCUUUGGCGAGUCUCCUAUUGGGAAAAGAUUACAGUAUAUAAAAGACAAGUCAGUCUGUUAGCAUUGCUUGGGGUUUUUGAAAAGUUUGUUAUUUCCUUUGGUAUACUUUUCUCUUUGCCCCUCUUUUUGCUGUGGUUAAAUCCAAGUUGUUUGACUGCUCUUCUAAACCAGUGAAUGACAGCAUACUUGGAGUAUCGUCCUCUUGUAUGUUAAACUCCAUUUAAUUAGAAACAGAAGUGGUAAAGAAAUGUACUGAAUUUGGCCUUCUCUUGAAUUUUUCAAACUUGGAUUGUACUUUGCUCAAUAUAAUUCCCAAAAAAAACACCAGUGGGGGGGGGGACUUACCCUCCAGCUCUGAUCAUACUACCAGUUUUAAACUUUGGACGCUUUCAUCAGUUUUUAAACAUCUGUUGAAAACAUUUGCCUGUUACUGCUGCAACUGAAGCAUAACCAAGAUGAUUACAAGUUAAGUUUUUUAAAAACAUGCCUGACAGCAGUUUGCAUAUGGCUAAUCAUGUGUGUCUAUGUACUUCUUUAUGUGAAUCUUUGGUCCCGAUAAUCUUUAAAAUAUGGAAGUGGUUAAGAAAAUACAGUCAUUGGUAAUAGUAGGUGAGUCUGCUAGGUAGAUUUCAGGUUAGUGAGUACUUCAUUGAAAAAUUCUUUUAAAGUGUAUAUAAGGAAGAGAUUUUGCUAGAGGCAGGGGGCACAAUCCAGCAGAGACUUUGAGAGUGCUUAAGCUCAUUGACUUUAUGCUGGAAUGUGGCCAAAUCAUUCAUUAUUUUCAUCUGACUGUUACAUAGCCAAUCAGUAGAUUCAGACAAAGCCCUGGUUUCAGAGUUAAAAGAAAUGCCUUGGUAGUUGAAAAUAGUAAUGAGCUUUUGAACUCCUACAAGUAGAGAUUUGAAGCAUCUCCUCAGUUAGAACAGCAGAGUGGGUGGGGAGGCCAAGCAAAAUAAUGAAAUGUUAGAGUUCCACAAUAGGUGACUUCUGCCUUUUGGGGCUGCUACAUUCUCACUUUACCAGCAAGAACAAAAAUUGCGGAACUCAACAGCAUGCCUGUCCCAUGCACAAGUCUGCUUGAGUUCCUUCGAGGGUGGGGCAGGUACAACAUUGUUUAUGCAUUCUGUAGCUUACUAAUGAUCCCAGUUUGACCUUGGAGGUGUAGAAUUAACUUCAGUAUACUGUGAUAGAAGUCAGCCAUGAAACAUGACUGAUGUAGUCACAUUUAUUUUUCAGGUGCUUUCUCUAAUGUGACAGUAUUUUUCAAAAUUUUAAAUAAUUCUUUUUUUAUUAGAAAAUGUUGACUUGUAGGUAAAAUCUCAGUAGUGUCUCAGAUGUAUGAGAUAGGGCGGGGGAACUGUGACCUCACACUCUGAAGCAUCAUACCAUUCUUGUUGAGACAGGUAGGUUAGAGUGUGUGCAUUUCUGUUUAAAACUCUACAGCAAGGUUUGAGUUUCUGGUCACUUUUGUUGAACUCCACAUUUUCUCAUCAGUUUGUAUACGGUCUUGUAAUAACAUAUGCAGUUUUAUUUCCCUCUUGAAACAGAUUACUGCUCUUACAGCAAAGCUCAAAAAGUUUCAUAAGAUACCUGGAAAUAAAACUUGAAAGUGCUUAUAAUUCAACACUGUAAAAUUGUUAACACAAGAACUGUUGAACAUCUGAAGUUUCAUUGUUAGAAGCCUGGGCCCCUCUACUUGCAGUGAUUGCAAAAGCCUCAAGUUCCCAUUUUACCUUGAUCCACAUAAAAAGCUUGAAAACAGUUCCUCCUCUGUUGAGGUUAUUACUCUGCUCCUCCUCCAUCAAUUUUGUGAAUGGGAAAAGUUGAAAGGGUUGAUUCACAUCUCUGAAUGACUGAAACUAGGGAAGUAGUACCAUAUAAUUUUGUGAUAAAUUGAAGGUGACUUCUUAUAGACUUAACUAAACAUUAUUCACAAGUGAGUGUAACAUAAAACACCAACCACUUGUGUCACAGAAAAUCCAUUUUAGGAGUAGGAGAGGGGGUUACUAACCUUUUCUGCUUAACCCCCCCCCCCCCCCCCCCCCCCCCCGUUCCAUAUACAUAUUUAUCCCUGUAAGGAAUAUUUAUCUUUUAGAAUGCCACUGAGGUGUUCUGGGGUGGAGCUAGAAAAGCAUCAGGCAGGGAAAAGGUUAAAGACCCUCUCAAUGAUCUAAUAUUUCUCCACUCCAAAUUGUUCCCUCUGAAAGGAGGUUUUCUGUAAUACAAGUAGCUGCUAGAGUUAAGUUAGAUCCUUUGGUCCAAGCUGACGUUAUUUAAAUUUAUUUAAGCUUCACUGAUGUAAGGAUUUCAAAUAUAGCAACCCUUCAAAAUGUUUGCUUUUGUUAUAGAUCACUUUCCCCAACUAAUGCGCUUAAAAUAUGUUCAUAUACUUCUCCUUUCUUUAUGUGUAACAACAUCUUUUAAAUAUAUAAGCUCUGGUUGCAAAUGGCAAUAAAGAUUUUAUUAAAAAAAAGAAAAGUACAAGAAUGCUAAAAGAUUUGGAAAUAUUGGAAGAAAGAAUGGAGGCCAGCCAUGUGCAUUACCAAGUUCAUAAUUUACAUGAAAUAUCACAGUUCAUCUAAUAUAUUUUCCCUUACAUGAGCUCUGGCUGUUACAUGAGCCAUGCAUGUUCCCCUCCCCCUGGUCUCAACAGAUCACUUUCUGGUUUGCCAAAUUACUGUUCACAGUUUGAUUGCGAUUUGUAAUCUUGGCUAGUAGGAAUUGCUUAACUUGCUGUUUGCCAGUUUUGGCACCCCAGCACACAGUGAUUUGGAAAGCUGAGAAGUGAGUACAGGAGGGGAAGAAGACCUUAAGCAGCUGUUAUAUCAGGUUGUCAUAGAGAAACGGUGUGGGGCUAUUCCAUCUGCACAGCUGGGAGACCAGAAACUUUUGCUCCCUUCAUUAGAAGUGCUUGUAACUGAGUUUGCUUAUAUCCUCAUGCCCCAAUCCAUUUUCCUUUUGUGUCAUGUCUUUUUAGAUGAUAAGCCUGAGAGAAGAAACUGUCUUCCUUGUUAGUGAGCCAUUUUUGCUGCCGAACUGGGUAAAAAUGUUUAGAUAAAUUAUAUUGUUUAUAAUUUAUAAAUUAAAUUAAAUUGUAUUGUUUGAGUGACUCUGAAUGAACUAUCUGAAUACUUGGCUUGAACUUGUACCUGCAAUCACAGUAUAUCUCUUCACCUGCAAUUUAAGAACCUUCCUGCGAAACAGAAUAGGUUUGCUCACUAAUGUGAAAGUGAAUUGAUUCUUGACUUUAAAAGAAAAAAAGUUGUAUAUAUGGAACAUAACAGAAAAACCUGCAACAAUAUUAAACAUUCCAGUGCCCAUUUAGUGGUUGUGUUACAUUUCUGAUAUUCUUCUAGUUGGUGUUCAGGCAUGUUGUUCACAACUUUCUUUAAAUUCAUUAUACUUCUUUGUUGUAUCUCCUUUACCAAAGCAAAGUACAGAACCUGUUACCUUUUACUGAUGUUGCUAAUCAGCACUGGAAAACGUAGCAUGUUGCUGGAAGCUGCAUCAUUGCAUGCUAAGUCAAUACUUUUUUGCUGCUUAAGAAAAACAAAAACAAAUUGUUUAUCUACAUUGGGAGUCCAUUGUAACUAGUUAACUAGGCAAAUUCACAUGCUGAAAACUGCACCCUUGUAUUCUGGUACACUUGUCUCCUUGAAAUGCUUGGAACUUCAGUGUAAGCAUAACUGAGCACUGGAUUCUGGCCUUUGAUGAGAGCUUAACUGAAGAUAAUGAAAAGCAUUUGGUCACUUUAUUGCUAGGACACUGUUAGGACAGGAGAUCAGAGUGACUGAAGGAACAAACAAGAAUAAGGCAGCAGGAGGCAAAUAACAGAUAUGUAGUUGCCACAGGAACUGAGUUACAUAGGACCUUUAGAUCCUGCAUAUUUUGUUUAUAAUUUUGUGCAAGCAAAAGUGUCAUUCAACCAGAAGUGACAAAAGCAUUGUACCUCCAUGAAUUUGGGAAGAAUUUAUUAUUGGCAAGGGGAGAGAAGGGGAGGAGGAAGACUGUGUUUUAGCAGAUGGUGGGUGAGCUGGGCUUGAAAUCCUAGCUUGUAUCACUUAUUCAUUAUAAUUAGAUACCUGGGAUCAGUUUUUCCCACCAAAUCCUUAGUUUGCUUAUACAGUGGUACCUCAGGUUAAGUACUUAAUUCGUUCCGGAGGUCUGUUCUUAACCUGAAACUAUUCUUAACCUGAAACACCACUUUAGCUAAUGGGGCCUCCUGCUGCUACCGCACCGCCGGAGCCCAGUUUCUGUUCUUAUCCUGAAGCAAAGUUCUUAACCUGAAGCACUAUUUCUGGGUUAGAGUGUGUAACCUGAAGCGUAUUUAACCUGAAGCGUAUGUAACCCGAGGUACCACUGUAGUAUAAAAGCAAGACCUGGUUUUCUAAAGUAAAAUGUUUUUAAUAUUUAAGGGAGAAUAUUUGCAAUUAAGAAUGUCCAGACAUUUCUUUAUAAGAAAUAGGAUGGUAUUGACAGCUUCUGUUCAAUGUAGGCUAAGUUUUUAAAAGAGUUGCACAAUCUUACUUUGUGGCUGAGGGGUGGGAAGGAGGAAGGAUAAAUCUUUACCACUGUUUGUCCUAAAACUGUGACUCAUCUUUAAAAGGUCUGUAUGACCCAGAGUGCCUCCGCCUUGGCCCACCCUGCAAAUUGCUGUUUGUUUUUUAAGUUUAGUCACAUGUAGCUUUAUUAGGCAUCUUAAAGGCAACCUAAUGAUCACCUUCAUACUAUACAUGUUGAAACAGAAACAUCCAUGUUUUAGAGAAGCAAAUUGGCAUAUACUGGAUACUGUAGCAUCAGAUUGUGAGACAAUUAUUGGGGUGGUCAUCUUUUUCCUGGCGGGACUUCUGUUCCUUUAACACCUUUAUGCCAAGAAGCACUUCAGCAGCUGGAGCUUGUUACAUUGUUUUGACUAUGCAAGACACUUUAUCUGUUGCAGGCGCAGAAUUACAUUAGGGAGGCUACGUGCCUAACUGCCUUGCAUCUGAUGGCCCAGAUGUAGAUCUCCUUUUUUCUGAAGAAUUAAUACAACUUUUAUAUUUGGUUUUUCAGGCUGUGUACAAAUGUGCACACGUAUACCAAGAAACUCCCUACCCUGUCCCAUGGUUGGGUAGGGAGGGGAAACAUUGAGAGUGUUUGAAGUAAGAGAGGUGUCUGUGGGAGGUAGGUUUAAGAGCCAAAUUGCUGAUUCAGAGAUAUCAGUGGUGCAGCAUUUACACCACUGUCCCUCUUCAAUCUCUCCCUCCCUCCCUCCCCUUCUCCUUCUUCCUCCCUCCCACCCCUCCUCUGGAUCUCUGGAUGUGUGUCACGUACACCUUCCACAUACAUUUCAACCUAAGCUAAAACUCCUUAUCCUGACAUACUAGCUUGUACAGUGAGAAGUAUUUGAUCUCAGGCAACAUUCAGACAUGCUGCCCACUUCCUGAAAGGGCUAUCCUGUAGGUUAUUUCUUAACAUGCCUUUCAAUACUUUAGUGAAGGGAGAGAAAUGUAGGUACAUAAUAGACAUAGUGGUAUUGGAAGGGGGUUGGUUUUAACCAAUUCAAUAAGUGGCUUUUGUGGAAGGAAAAGGCAGAGAGAUUUUAUGGAACCAUGGGAAAUGUACUGCAUAAAACACUUAGCAUAAUAAAAACAUGUGGGUUUCUACUGUUUUAAUGUGUGGCAAAUGAAAUAUCCAAAGUAAAAAAAGUAAAAUCUCAGUAAAAUUUCCAGGAGAGUAACAUUUUGAUGCAUUUCUUUCCUACCUUUUCCUCCUACAAACAGUAGCAGAAAGAUUUUGCAAAUGAAGUAAAUGUUUGCAAAACCUUUUAAACUUGCUUGUCUCAUACAAUUUGCAAAAUCCAGCUUACUCAGUUCUGACUUUUGGGUUGGUGAGGUGUGCUUUUGUGUGUUGGCUGGUGCAUGAGAUUCCCAUGCUUACUGGUUUUUGACCAUGUAUACCAGGGGUUGUCAGCCUUGUCCCUACUGCCCACUAGUGGGCGUUUCAGGAUUCUAGGUGGACGGUAGGGGGUUCUACUGCACAAGCUGAAUCCUCCUUCCAUCAAGCACUGGUGGGCAGUAAGGAAAUUUUACCAUCCAGAAAGAUGCAUUAGUGGGCGGGUGGUAGGUAUAAAAAGGUUGACUAUCCCGAUGUAUACAGCUGUAGGCACUUCAAGACUUAAUGUAAGAGAUACCUAUAUCUAUGUAUCUGUAAGUAUACAGUGGUACCUCGGGUUACAAACACUUCAAGUUAAGACUCCACUAACCCAGAAGUAGUACCUCGGGUUAAGAACUUUACCUCAGGAUAAGAACAGAAAUCACGUGCCGGCAGGAGGCCCCAUUAGCUAAAGUGGUACCUCAGGUUAAGAAUGGUUUCAGACCUCUGGAAUGAAUUAAGUUUGUAACCAGAGGUACCACAGUAUAUAUAUAGAGAGAGAAUGCCCAUGCCUUACUGAAUGUUGAUCCUUCUUAUAUUUAGUUUGGGGUGAUGGAUGAUCUGCUCUCAUUUAGGAAAGAGCUGUAGUUCAGUGGCAGAACUCAUGCUUUGCAUACAGAACCUUGCAGGUUCAGUCCCUGGAACUUCAAGGUAGAAAUAAGAAAGAUAUGAUCUGACUCAGGAUAACAUAACUUACUAUGCCAUCAUGUUCUUCUUCUUUUUUCUAAUAUCCUUCUUAGUGUAUUUUUUGCUAUUUAGGACUUUCCGUUACAUAGUAGCUCUAGUGUUUAAGUUGUUGUAGACAGAAGUUGGAUUGAAAUCCACUAGUAAAUCUGAGUGAUUUGCAGAUUCUGACUACAAAUUGAGUAACGAGUAACACCUUGUUCCUUCAUUAUAAUAAGUGUAUUUCCCCAAACCCCAUCAAUUUUUGCACUUGUCUCCAGUUGAUGGAUCUUAGGAGUCUAGUAAAAAAUAAAAGACAUUUUCCUGCACCUGGUUUAAGUGAAUCCUAAUAUUUCCUGCUCCCUGCCCUUUUCCAUAUUUUUCAGCCAUUACAGCUCUUAAUCCUUCCCAUGUUUAUUUCUGCUUGAAAAAAGUCCUUCAAGAAUAUUGCAAGCUAGGCUGUAGUGAUAUUUUCUAGCUACUUUUAGUAUUGCUUAUGAGGGCAUGCUCUGGAAACUUGUUGUUCAAGGUAUCAGAGACAGAUGUUCUUGGGUUCUUCUAAAUUUGUGUGUGUAAUCAUUAAUUCUAGUUACUUACUGUGCAGCUGUGUAUAUCUGUUCAGUUGUUACGUUAUGAAAUCACGGAAAUUCACAAUCAAUGGUGGAACUCUGUAGUUUUAGACACUAGUCUUUGGGGGAGGGGCUUUAGAUGGCAGGUGUUAAUUAGCAAUUAGCAUUUAUCUCCCUCCAACACUUGUUCUUUACAUUGGCUUUGACAGUACUGAUAGGUGAGAGAGGAAAAAAACAAAUUUGCCAACUGUAAUUUAAUAAAGAAACACUCUGAACAAGUGCAGUUUUGCACUUUAAACUCAUUAAAUUGUAGCUCUAUCAUGACUACAGAAAAUAAAUGAUGUUUGCUCCUGCUCUCCUGAUACUAAACAGAUUUACUUGGGAACGAGCACCAUGUUGUUGUAGGAAACCAUAAUGUUGUUUUUUAAAAGGAAUGAAUGUUUUGUUGACAGUAUCAACUCCUGUGGGCCAUGACAUGCCCACAGCGGCCCAGCUGCUGAUGCUGGGCUUGUCUGCUGCUGCCUUCAUCACCUGCCAUUCUUCUGAGUGGUGAUUUGGAGGCCUCUUGAGCUACAGGACUCUGGACCUCAGCCCUGGCUAUCAGCCCUAGUGGAACCACUGAUUAGAAUUAGGACUGGUUCAGUUAUGCUAGGAAUUUAUAUCUGAGUCAAACAUGAAGGGUCAGCACUGUGAAUGCAGCUCUGUGUGGAAUACAUAUAUAGGCUUGAGGUGUGAAGGACUAGAUUGUGCCCUUUGUGCAUUUAAACAUCUGAGAAGAUCUUCAUCAUUGAGAUAGGAUCACUCUAUUAGUUGCUAUGAAUCCUCUACAACAGUGAUGGCCAAACUUGGCCCUCCAGCUAUUUGUGGACUACAGCUCCCAUCAUCCCUAGCUAACAGGACCAGUGGUCAGGGAUGAUAGGAAUUGUAGUCCCAAAACAGCUGGAGAGCCAAGUUUGGCUAUCACUGCUCUACAACAUUGCUUGUGCCGAUGGAAUAUUUGAAGUCAGCACCAUGUGAUAUUUUCCCUGUGACACUAUUCAGGUGCAGAGUGCUUUACUUAAUUCAUCCUCACAACAGCCCUGUCAUCAUUAUUCCCAUUUUACAGAUGAGUAAUUCUAGUUGAAUGAGCCAUUUACCCAAAACUUGUUUCUCACUUUGUAUUUUGUACUGGGUUGGGGUACCCAAGUAUAAACAGCCCAAGUGAAUAUAGAAGGUCCCAAGUUUUGUACUGUGACGUGGUGACUGAAAGAUCAGUUUACUUUUUCUUUGGUUUUAAAUGCAAACUUUCCAUGUGUUUGCCCUUCAAACUUGACACAGCUUGUGUGUAUUUUGUACUUGUACCCAUAGCUGUGUACAAAAUAUAGAGAGGGAAAUACUUAAGGGUGGAUUUAAACAUGCUACCUUUAAUCCAUGUGUUCAAGACAUUGCAGGGCCAGAAGAGUGAAAUUUCUAUAAGAGAAGGAGGUAGGUGGGUUAGAGACUCGCAUUCCCAUUGCAUGCAAGAGAUCUGGAACCUGGGAAUAGGGACAGAGGAGAGGCCACAUAUUAUCCUGCACUUCUUCUCUCCUGAAAAUGUCACACUUCUGGCUCUGCUUUGCCUCAAGAGAAGCAAUGACUGACUGGGCUGGGAAGAUGCCCACUGGAGGUGGAAUAUGAAGUUCCACUGUAAGACCACUCUACUAUAUCUACAGUUACAAAGGGAUUUGAAUUCACUUAAUUGGAGUCUAGUCUGUUUAGCAGCAAAGUAAAGCAAGUGUGAUCUGUUGUGAAGGGGUGUUCAGUAGAACAGUCUAGCUUGGAGUGUUUCCCUCAGCCUCUGGCCAGAGGCAGCUUAAUUUUCUGUUUGCCUGUUUUGAAUUUGCCAUACUAUUUUUGUAGAUCUGAAUAUAUCCCGUUGCCACUAGUUCUCAUCAAGAAUCGAAUGCACAGUCUACUUGUUCAGGAGUGCGGUUUUUUAAAGGAGUGGCUCUGUUAGUGAUUCUGAAUAGAGGUUCUUUUGGGAGGGCAGGUAUGUAUACAGUGGUACCUUUGGUUACGAACUUAAUUCGUUCCGGAGGUCCAUUCUUAACUGUUCUUAUCCUGUUCUUAUCCUGAGGCGUGCUUUUGCUAAUGAGAGGCCUCCCGCUGCAAGUGUGGAUUUCUGUUCGCAUCCUGGGGCAAGGUUCUCAACCAGGAGCAGCUACUUCCGGGUUAGUGGAGCUCGUAACCAGAAGCGUUCAUAACUAGAGGUACCACUAUUUGCAAGAAGAUACAAGGUGCACUAUUGCUCUUUCUGUCUGGUGAAAGCCACUGCAAGUUUUUGUGUCAGUACAGUAAAGUAGGAGUCAAUACAAUAAAAUGCUGUGACUUGUAGGAAUGUUUGUGAUUCCUUGACACUGAUUUCCCCCUUUUUUUUAAGCGGGAUAAGAAUCUUUGAGAUUGGAUAGUUACAUUUGAGUGGGCAAUUCACAUCAAUUACAGCCUAUGUGAAUGGCACAGGAUAACAUGCUGCUGAGAUUGCCACAACAUCUAGGGUCCUUUGGGGCAAUCAGGGUCUGAUCAUCAUAAUCAUUUUUCACAAAUUCCAAAUGCUUAGACUUUGUCUACAACAAUCACUUCUGCUUUUGUUAACCCUUGAUUGUAAUGCAGGAUAGGUCUUCUCCUUUUAAGGUGAUUGGUUGCCUGAAGUGCAUCAAGUUCCCCUAUAGUUUUUUUGGGAGAGUUUUUGUUAGUAAUUUUAUCUCACCUGUCCUAAAUGGCUUGGGCCCUAUGUACCUGGCAUAUUGGCUUACAAUCAUAACCAAUCACCAUUCCCAAAAACAUAAAUAAAAGGACACUUGCCCUUUCCCCAGAUGGCUUGACAAAAGUAUGAGCCUGUGCAUCCUAUGAAGCCAUUGUAAGAUCAUCCCAUUUUGGGUUUCUAGAGGCCUUGGCUUAGUAGGUAUAAGCAAGGCUAGUGUGUAAGCCUUUUAAUUGGGCAUUAAUAAAGUGCUGUAACUCACUGAGGUUUUGUUCACACUUGAACACUGCUGCUGCAACUAGUCCAUAUCUUACCCCAAUGUGAUCCUGGUAUUCUUAAGGGUGGGCACUGCAGUCAGAUGUGAGCCAGUUCUUAAGUUAGAUGAAAUACAGGCUGGGUUUGCAGGAGCAGGAGUACUGCAUCACGCCACCGCCAGUCAAACACCAUCAAAAUAAUGCAUGUUUAUGUGGCUACCACUGUGAGAACAGCAUGCUGGACUUGAUGGUCCACUUUGGCCUGAUCUCGCAGGGAUCUUCUUAUGUUCCCAGACCAAGCACACUUGUUGUGUGUGACUUUUAUUUAAAAUGUGAACGUUGCACAUGAACAUUUUAUGUAUGUAAUAAAAAACCCUAAAAUUAUUAGAAGCUAGGACAGGAGUGAAGAAUAUAGCAAAGCAAAUGUGUAGGUGAAUGAUUUAAACUUAAGAAUAACUGAGACACUAAAAAGUGCAUAGCAACAUAAAAUCAAAUUUUAAAUUUUAGUUCUCUAGGGUAUGUUCUGCCCUCCUUGUAACAGUGUUGUUACAUGAAGCACUAUGCUUUUCUCUGGAAGAAUAUAUGACCAGCAUUCACUUAUUAGGGAGAAAUUAGGCGUGCACUUGGGGACUGGAGUGGGAACUAAGUUGGCUCUCCAAUGAUUCCUUCGCACAGCCCUGCACUAGUAUUUGUUUCAUGAAAUAGUGGGGGAGCCUCUUCGCCCAUAUUCAUUAGGACUCUGCCAUUUGUUUUGGAUGAGGCACGGGCCCCAAAUGACUAUUCUGCUUUGGAGAUACUGAGACUGCUUCACAUUUUUAGACUUCCCCAAAGUGUUUCCAAGCUUUUCUGUAAAUGUAGAUUCCAACCCGAGAUGCAGGAGUGUAGUUUGUGAAUGACAGCUGUAGCGUCUAACCUCUACCAGGGCUCUCCUCUUUGUUGAAUGUGUUCAGAGCAACAGCUGUGGCAGUUGGAGUUGCUACGCCUUCCAAGAACAGCUUGAGAAGUACAACUGACAGGGAGAUAGUUUGAACCCUGAUCCUGGCCACUUUGUGAAUGACUUUCCACAGCUAAGCCAAGCUCUUGAGGAUCAGAUAUGUGGCGAUCCCAUGUCCUAAAUAAAACUACGCUCCUCCUCUUACUUUUCCCCUCGAUGCCCAGUCUAGCAGACUUCAUUUCUUUAUAGAAGGGGCUCUUAAUGCAUUCCAUUUUCAUCCAAUUAUGCAAAAAAGAAAAGAGAAAAAAAAGUUAUAGGCACUUGAUUAUUUCAAUAGAGAUGACACCUGAGGCUUUGGAAAAUGAGGUGAGAUGAGCCUCUGCCCCAGAUCAGAGGCAAAGAUAGAUGUCAUAUCCAUGCCAAUGAGACGGGUUCAGGGGCAAUUUAUUUUUUUGUGCACAUCCCUGGUAGAAAUUGAUUACUUCAGUGAAGAUCAAACUUUGGCUGCAGCUCAUGGUUAGCGAGGGAAGAGCUUUAACAUGAAUCUGGCUCAGCUCAGUGCAGGAGUAAAAAAUGACUAGGGAGGAGCAAAUCAGGUCUGACCUCCUCUCUGGCAACCCUCACACUUGUGCAGUCCCAGUAACCCUCAGUUUGAAUUCCUGUGCUAUGUGAACCAGGCUAGUGUGUUUUGCAACCUUCUGCCUAUAUGGGUUAUAGUGCUAAUUCAAAGGUACUUAAGCUGCUGAAGAAUUGGUACCAAGUGCAGAAAGUCAGGAGUGUAAUGAAUGUUUUGAAAAGUUCAGUGGAAAAGUACUGAAGACAGUAAGGAACUGGCAGUUAUUGACUUCGGGUAAUGCUAGUUUUAGAUAUUAAACUUGUGGUGGAAAAAAUAAAGUGGGGAGGUAUCCAGUAUGCCAUUUCCCACACAAUGUUAACUAUUUUCCUUUGAUAUGUUAACUUCUCAGAUAUAGAACCAGAUGCUGCAUGUAAGGAAGAAACAUCUCUAAAGUGUGAGGGAACAAUGGUCCUGGAAACGAUCUUUAGUAUUUGUCCUUGCUUGUACUUCUUAGUGACAAAAUCUGUUCUUUGGGGACAUGAAGGCACACUCAGACAGAAUAAAACACAAACACACACACACAAACAUUUAACCACAGACAUGAUUUUUAUUUGAUUUUAAAAACUUUACUGAGGAAUGUAUAGUCCUGUGCUAGCUCUUCCUCCCCAGUGUCACAGAACUUUGGGUUUGUGUUCUGACAAACGACAUUUUGGGGGCUAGUGAAUCUUCUGGAGACCAUUUCAGCUCCAGGUGGCUGUUCAUCUCACAUAUUGAGUUGUUGGAGAGCAGCUGCCCUGCAAGCAGAAUGGGCAGUUUUCCUUCUGCCCUGUUUUUCAUCCAUUUGUGAUGUCAUGCAGAAAAUCACUCGGUCUUCAGGGUCUGUCACAUUGUUUGUUUUUUAAAAUGUCACUUUUUAAAAAAUCCAACCAAAUAUAAAAAAGUCACUUGGAUUGUUGCCUCAGUACUCAGUAUUGCUGGAAUUCCUAAUUUGUUUUUAUUAUUAUUACCUAAGUAGAUUUUCUUUGAAGAGGGGAGUUGGAGAACUGAAUUGCUAGAUCCCAUUUCUAGUUACUGAAUUAUGACAGUGGUUUUCAUAGUUGUUAUAUAAACCAAAUAAAGAAUAUAUUGGGGAGACAAGAAACACACACUGACCUUUGGGUUGCCUUUUCUGGUUGUUGAUGUUGUGUGUAUCUAUCUACUGGUAUAAUAUUAACAGGCUGUGAAAGCUACUGUGAUACUAAGCUUUCUUGGGAUAAAUUUCUCCACGUUGGACUCCCACUAUCUGCUGAAUGUGGUGAACUUUCAUGUGGGUUACCUUAAGGAAACUAACACUUACUUUCCUGCUCCUAUGUAGGGGGUGGUGGUAUAUGUAACGCAUGGUACCUUACUUGAAGAAAUCCCUCAAAACACUUGAUGCCUCUAGUUUCAAAUUGCUCCAUUUUUAAUUCUUCACCUUGUGAGGUUUCAAGAUUCAUAAAAUGUUGAUGGGAAUAUGUGAAAGAGCCAUAUUUCAGCUAAGAUUCUCCUUGAAAUCAUUUUAAAGGAGAAUUGCUUUGUGUAACAUAAGGUAGAAUAGAUCAGGGCUAUUAAGAGUAGCCACUGGACUGCAUACCACAUGCUAAUUCUAUAUUGUGACUUGGCAGGUGCUUCACAACUCCUUAUUCCCAAUUUUGUACCACCAGAUUAUCUGGGGAAACUGAAUGUAUGAGCUUUAGUGGAUUGAAAUACAUGGUUCAUGUGACAUGAAUGUUCCAGGCACCUUAAGUUUUGAUGGGAUACAAUAAAUCCUGGAGAAGAAAAAAUGAGAGUGGUUCCUCCCAGCACCCUGGAUCUAAACUUGGCCAUCAGGAUUGUACAUGCAUUGAUUAAUGUCUUAAGGAUAUCAUGAUAAUUUCCUCAAUUGUCAGUUGUGCUCUGCAUACCAUGUACAAUAAACCAAACUGGUCUUUUUUCUGUUUCACUUGCACUAAAAUAUUUUUGUUCUUCCCUUAGACUGAUGGCAUUACUAUGGAAACCAUUGUGAGAAGAGCAGGCUUUCCAGCUGGUAUCUCCAUAACUGUGUGGUGCUUUUGGAAGCAGAGCCCAUCUCCAGUCAACUCCAUUCACUUCCACCAGCACAGACACAGACAUGCAUCAUUGGGAAUGAUUUUUCAUCGCGUGUUGGUUGAGACUACAAUUGUGCUUUUCCAAAUUAACUUUGGUCAUAUAUAAGUUUUGAUGACAGAGGUUUCUUUCCUCCCCCCUUAGCAUAUCUGUGUGGGAGAAAAGGUGAAUGCUGUGUUCCUUCUACACUUCCCAUAAGUUUGUUUUGAGAAGUCACUUGGUAUCUGAGAAUCUACCUAAUAUGAGUUUUGCUUUUCUAGUACUUGAAGUGAUAGCAUAAAUGUUUUAUAAAUGGUUUAGAAUUAUAUUAUUAUUAUUAUUAUUGCAGUUUAAAACCAUUUUGAAGGGAUGGGAACAACAGGCCAAGGCUUUGAUCCUAAGCAUGCUUGUUUGUAAGUCUCAUUGAAAUCUGUGGGUUAUAUUUUUGGGACUAGAGGCCUGCAGCCAAUGUUUUGAAUAGACAAUUGCAACACAUACAGCCUUCCCCACCGCGCUACCUAAUAAAUAGGCUACCAGAGAAUCUCUUCCAUGUCCCCCCUCCUCAUGCAUGCUCUUCCUAUUGCCUGUCUAUUUCUCUUACAUGCAUAAGAGAAGCUUAUUGUUUAGCUUCACCCACUUCAUGCCUUGGCCAGGAUGGAAUAGGUGGAGAAGCUACCACCUCUCUUUGCCUUCCUACCCACCUCCCUGAUCCUCAACAUUUGUAGCUGCGUUUGCAAAGAAGUCAUUUAUUGUUUGCUCCAUCAGUGGCCACUUUUGAGAACAGCUGCUGCUAGAGCAUACGGUAAAGAUAAUUUGCAAUUUCUGAGGAAUAAGUGUGUGUGAGUACAUGUGCACGCACGCAUGCACACACACAGCACAGCCUUUUCUCCUCUUCCAAGGCAGGUAAAUGUCCUGAUCCUGUACCAACUGUAAGGAAAUAAGAACCACUAAAAUCAGUGGGACUUACAGGUAAACAUGCAUCGAACUAGUCUGUAACCCAAGUGUCUGUCUCUCUCUCUCACACACACAAACUCUAUCUUUGGCUCCCUUCUGGAGAGAGAGACACAUGCACAGAUUGUGGUGAGAUUUCACAGCCACAAGAACAAUAUGCUAUAAGGGAGAGAAAUGGUACUUAAAUGAGACUUGGGGUGGGGGUGGGGUUGGUUAAAUUUUGCUUUAUGAUGCAAGAGAGUUAUGGAUUCUGUCUUUUUUAUUUUUAUAAUCCUAUGUCCUCUUAAAUUGAAAAUUGUUGAGAAUAUCUCGAAUGUAAAGGUAGAACUGAAGAAUUGGUUGUAUCUUGAUUAUAGUUUUCAUUUUUCUUUAUCUCCCUGUGUAGUCCCCCCCUCCCCCAAUUAAUGAUAUUUUGGAUUAGCAGGGAGUUGAUUUCUUUAUAAGUUCAAAUGGGGGAGAAAUGCAGACUUUACAACUGUAUAUUUUCCCUGCAUUACAAUGUUGAUGUGCUGUAGAGCUUCUAUAGAGAGGAUUCCUUAAACUUUAGUGAAAGAACCCUUUUCAUUUGGAGCUAUUUUUCUUUCUUUACAAAAUUAGGGGACAGAAAGACUGUCCUAUUAUACCUAAUGUGGGGAAAGGGAUACAUUAUCUUACUAGGAUUAUUGUUUAAAUUGGGAAUUAAAAAUUCCUUAAACUUUAGUAGAAGAACCCUUUUCAUUUGAAGCUAUUUUUUUUUUCUUUCCAAAAUUAGGGGACAGAAAGACUGUCCUAUUAUACCUAAUAUGGGGAAAGGGAUACAUUAUCUUACUAGGAUUAUUGUUUAAAUUGGGAAUUAAAAAUUGUAGCCAGAAGCCAGGUGCCUCACUUACGUCAUUAAAGAGCAUGACACUAGUUAUUGGUUCUGACAUUUUUGUUAGAACUUAUAGUAUAUACUAAUAAUUAGAAGCACUGAUAACUGAAAGGGUUGAAAGCAGUAAACAAAUCCUCAGGCACCACACAGCUGGUAUUCCUCUACGUUGUAUAUUGUACAAGUAUUGAGUAAGGGUUGCCUCACCUUUUGACAUCUGACCUUUCCAAAGUGCAGUGGGCCUACCACUUUACUUACACUAUCACAGCCUUAUGUGGAGGGGGGAAUAAAUAAAUUAAGAGUGGGGGGAACCUCCCAUUCCGCGCCUCCAUUUUAUUUAUUUUCCAUGUACCCAGUGGGUUUUCCUUUCUUACUGGCUUCUGGGAAGGAGGCAUGAGAGCUCUGGAAGUGUCCCAGGACCCCCCUCCCUUUUUUCUUGAUUUAUUUAUUUGCUUUUCUGUUACACAUUCUCCGCUGAUACAUAAACUAAAUACAUAACACAUAAUACUGACCACAUAAACUAAUACAAUCAAAACAAAACAAAUAUAUCCUUUCAUAUACUUCCCUUCCACUUCUUCCAUAGUUUCUUAUCUAAUCGCUUCCAAACUGCAUCUUCUUGUUUCUCUAAAUUUUUCAUUCUUUCUCUCUUUACCUCUUGUUAUAACUUACGCUGCUGAAGUGCUCACAUCCUGCUAGGUUAAUUAUCUUGUUAUAAUGAUUUUUCAUAUAUUCUAUAUAUAACUUCCAUUCUUCCUUAAGUUUUUUUUUUGUCAUCUCUGUUUCUUAUUCUAUUACUCAUAGCCGCUAAUUCCACAUAUACCAACAAUUUAUGAUACCACUCAUCUUUUGUUGGAACGACAUUCGUUUUCCAUUUUGGUGCCAGUAAAAUCUGAGCAGCAGUGGUGGCAUACAGCAACAGACUCACUUGAUUAUUUGGGACUUCAGAUGUUAUUAUGCCCAGGAGAAACAGCUCUGGGCUUUUAGGGAAAGAUCUUUAAACAUUUGUUUAAGCUUGUUAUAAAUACACUCCCAAUAUUCUUUAAUCACGUUGCAGGACCACCCAGAGGCUGGUGAGGAAGGAAAACCGCUGGGUGUGUGGGUAAAGGGAAAAUAAAUGGAAUAGCAGACUCCCCCGCUUCCCAUUUAUUUCCUACCCCACCCUACCCCGUGUAAGGUUGUAAGUGGCAGACCCACCGUACUGGACCAGUUUGUAUAACAAAUUAGAUCCUCCUGUCAGUUUUGAUGUUCAUGACUGUGUACUGGAAUUUAUUUUUGGUUAGUAUUAAUAUACAUGUCACACAGUGAUAUAGGUGAUUUCUGACAAAUAUAGCUGGCAUAUAGUUGGCAUCCAUGAGUUAUGCAGAGCCCAGUAAUCAGAAGGAGGAUAAGAAAUAUGCUGCAGAGUUUAAAAGCACAGAUGAAUAUCUGAAUCUAGAAAAGCAAGGUUUUCAAGAGUAUGGUUAACUAGUUGCUGCUAAACAGAUUUUGACUUAAAAACAUGACCACUUUUCUAGACCACAAUACUGUCUUGCCAUGUACGUUUUGUUUGGACUCUGUAAAUUAACAAUGCAAUAGGUACUUUACAUCUUUUCAUUUAAAAAAUGAAAAUUGGGUGAUAGUUAAGAAAUGAUUCUGAAAAAGGUUUAACAAAUGUUAACAAAUAUUAGAUCCUGAGGCUGCCAUGGUACAAUAUACAGCACUGAUUUUACAAAUGCUGAAUAAAUAAGCAAAUGGGUAACCUCAACUCUACUGGUACAAAUACUAACAGGUACAGCAUAAUAAAUAUGCAAUCUUUUUUGUCUUAGUUUACAGCAACUAACUUAUUCAGUAUUGUGCUGGAAGAUCAUUUUCCAACUAUGUAAAACAUAUCACUAUGUGGGCAACCUUCCAGCCACCCGUUUUAUGCUGCUGUAUAGUACAGAAAAACCAAUGAUGGAACAACGUUUGUCCUGUAAAUUUAAUUUGAUAUUGACAGUUAUUGUCUGUACAAACUAAAACAUAUAUGGUUGAAACUGUUCAUUAUAUUUGCUAUUUCUGCUUCACUGAUCUGUUAAAAAGUUUUGAGCUGAUUGAUCCGGCUGUGUCUUCCAUUGUAAAUAUUGUUACAUCAUUUUUCAUGGUAAAAUGCAGCACAUUUGCAAUUUUGGGAGACUGGCUUGAAGCUCUGUAUAGUGUUUAUAUUUAUCUGAAUUGGCUUUCCAUAGAGCUACUCGCAGUAAAUGUGUUCAUGGUAGUGUUGGUGCAGUUGAGUCUUUAUUUAAAAUGGCUUGCUUGCUAAAGUAGUGCUUUUCUGUAUACAUUCAUUCAACUUUUAAGAGUGGAUUUAAGUUUUAGUAUCCUCUACAUGCAAAUUACCUGGAUCUGUUCAGCCAAAAACUAUUAUGGCUCAUUUAAAAUGCUGCAAGAAUACUUAGUGUGGCUCAAAGCAUUCAUUAGCCGAUGGCACUGAUCAAUUCAUUGUAGUUGUGGGUUUUUAAUCUGAUUUUUAAAUGGAGCAUGUGAAGGGCUGUUGAGAGCUGAUACCAGUGUUGUAAGCCAUUAAUGUACAGCACUUGCUUCAUUCACAGGAGUGGCCUUUUGAUGUGGACAAUGUAAUAUUCAUGAAAGUAUUAUGGCCAGCCCCCUAAUCUUAGACACGCUUCUGAAAUCAGGAAAUGAAAUAGUUGUUCUUGCUAAGAUCUGGAAAUCCCCAGUUCAUGAGUUUCAUUACUCACAAAACAAACCACUCUCUUCAAGAAAACUGCUUUUAAAGAAGCAUAUGAACUUAUUCUUCAUUAAAAACAAUAAUUUAUCUUCAGGUGUUCUGCCAGUUUUGAAACACUAGAAUGAAUAUUAAUAUCAGUCAAAAGCAGGAGUUGACUCAAACAUUUAACUUUUGUAAAACUCAUACUUUGGAAAAAGCUCACGAUCCCUGUAUUUUUUUAUUGGUUGAAGACAUUUAGGCUCUUAAUACAGUUAAAUCACUAGAGGUGUAAGUUGCUCCUGGACCAAAAUAUGCUUCUUUCCUUCACUAGAUAUGCCCAAGUGUGUUAGUACAGGUCAUCUAGAAGGCUUUCAACCUAAUCCCAUGCAGAAUUAGUCACACCUAAGGCCAUGAAAAUCAAUGGGCUUUUCUAGGACCCAACGUUAAUUUCUUGGCUGUUGGUGUAUAAAGGGAGCAGGCAAGAUUGAGCAAAUAGACAACAAUGGUUUCUGGUUACAGUUAUAAUGUGCUGCAUGAAUCCCUCUACUGUUGUUCUCAUGUGAGGUGUUUUAGAUGGGAAUGGGACAGAAGCUGUAUGGAAAAGGUGUAGAAGACUUUUGUGAAGCUCACUGACUACAGCUUAUCAGUCCACUUUCUCAAAACUAGAAGCUGCUGUUCAGAAAGAAAUAUUUGGGGUGCAUGUUUUCUAGCACAAGUGGAGGGUCCCUCUCCCUAUUCUUCCCUCCUGCCCCACCCUGGGGUGAGCAUUAUUGAACGAGGGAUUCUUUUGUCUUGCUGCUAAUGCAUUAGGCAUACUUAGGAGCAACCUGCCACUCUCAUUAAGAAGUGACCAGCAGAAUCGCCUAAGUUUAUAGUCUAGCUAGCAGAUAAAAAAAACAAAUUUUUAAUAAAUAAAAAUAAAAUAUUAUUGCUGAGGCGUGAUUUCGAGGCGCUAUUGAAAUUAAAAGUGGCUUUUUGAAACAAAUGAAUAAAUGAAUGAAAUUGCUCUCUCUUGAUC
Molecule: messenger RNA, 24848 nt
Organism: Podarcis lilfordi (Lilford's wall lizard)
Lineage: Eukaryota; Metazoa; Chordata; Lepidosauria; Squamata; Lacertidae
Source: the annotation of a GenBank genome assembly